Messenger RNA from Lycium ferocissimum, 2074 nucleotides. RefSeq lists its product as uncharacterized. The record is from RefSeq and is a predicted model, not a curated record. Lineage: Eukaryota; Viridiplantae; Streptophyta; Magnoliopsida; Solanales; Solanaceae. The transcript is spliced from 11 exons. Gene Ontology annotation, biological process: phospholipid metabolic process. Bases 91 to 2046 code for a protein of 651 amino acids.
AUGGGCAUUUAAUGUACUACUAGUGUAAAAUCCAUAUAUGUCAAUUGAAAGCCAAUGGGAUUAGUGGGUUGACUCCAAGGGAGAAGAAAGAUGAGGCAACCAUUAUUCUCUUUGAAAUUCGCCUUCUUCUUCUCCCUUUCAUUCGCCGCUUCAUACACUUCCACUUGCACUUCCUAUCGCAAACUCAAACUACCCGUACCCAAGGCCUCAUGCUCCGAUUUGCUUGCUCUGUUGGGCCCACCUCAACAAGCCUCAUCUGUAAACUCUCAAGAGGCGCGCCAACUCCAAUCUUGCUUCAAAUUCCUCGUCCCUUUUUCUCCGGCUUCAAAUAGACGAUCGUUGAGUAAUGGAAGAAGGAGUAUAAGUGAAGAGAAUGAGCUUAUUUGGUGGCCCCCGGCCCCGGUGAUGGAGCUGGCUCGGCUUGCCGUUGAUUCUGGUGGUGAUACUGCCUCUAUUCAAAGGACUCUUGAUCCAACUGUCAUACCUGUUCCUGACAUUGAAGGAUCAAAGGAAGACAGAUGUGAACUUACUAGAACUCCUUAUGGGAGACUUUUUAUUAAUGAGGAGAUAAAUUCAUACCUUGAACUUUUGUUUGAAAUGAUUGUUGCUCGGGGACCCAGUGUAGGGCUGAAUGUAUCAUUGUCGCGCUUUGACUUCUUUCAUGGUCAUGUCUUUCUUGCGAGAGACUCUGGAAGGCUUGGGAUUUUGUUCCAUGCUAAGGAGUAUCCAGCAUAUGAUAAGGAAGUCUUCCCUUGCAACAUGGGCUACUGCCAAAUAGGAUCUAAUGUCUCUUAUGAUGAUUCAAUGAAUUUGCGAAACAUAUUGUGGCUAGCUCCAUUAGCUAGCAACUCCACAAAAGAAUGGUUAGCACCAGUUAGCAAGGAUAUUGAUCCAGAAGCAGAUUCAGUCCUGACUCGCGUGCUGCAGGCUGUGGCCGUUCCUAUGCUUGGAAAUGUUUGUCAUGUGUUUAUGCAUGGCCUCAAUCGUGUUCAGAUAUAUGGUGCAGAAAAAUUACAUGAGGCGCUGGCAAAUCGAAUGGAAAACAAACCUCUUAUUACAGUGAGCAAUCAUGUUGCUGCUAUGGAUGACCCACUAGUUAUUGCUGCAUUACUUCCUCCCAGUGUUAUGUUGGAUGCGCAAAAUUUGAGAUGGACACUUUGUGCAACUGAUCGAUGUUUCCGCAAUCCAGUGACAUCUGCCUUCUUCAAACAUGUCAAAGUUCUUCCAGUGUCUCGUGGGGAUGGUAUUUAUCAGAAGGGGAUGGACAUGGCUAUUUCAAAAUUGAACCGUGGUGGAUGGGUACACAUAUUUCCAGAAGGUAGUCGCUCUCGAGAUGGUGGCAAAACAAUGGGUUCUAUGAAAAGAGGCAUCGGAAGAUUGGUCCUGGAUGCUGACAAUGUGCCAAUAGUCGUCCCGUUUGUGCAUACUGGAAUGCAGGACAUCAUGCCUGUAGGAGCCAAGCUUCCCAGGAUUGGAAAAAUGGUGACCGUUCUUGUUGGUGAUCCGAUCGAGUUUGAUGACUUGCUUGCUGCGGGAGAGAAGGAUAACAUGUCAAGAGGAAAAUUAUAUGAUGCCGUAUCAACUAGAAUUGGUGACCGAUUACAGAUGCUUAAGGCCCAGGUUGACAGACUAGCUGUCCAGGAAGCACAAUCACAACACUACCAUGACCGUGUUGGUGAACGAGCUGCUGGGAUCGUGCAGCAUGUUGACUGGGAAGCUCUCGGCAUGGACAAUUACAUGAGCAUUGAGGAGGAUCAUGUCCCUCCUCCAAUGCAAGAACCUAGUACUGAGCAGCAGGUGGAAGAAAAUAAUCAGGAUAGGUACUUUAGGUUGGGCUUCUCUGGGGAAAGUGGAAUUGUGUCGAGGAUCAGAGGUUACAUGGGUUCUACAGAAUUAAUGCUAUUUUCCGCUAGAUGUUUAGUUACUAAUAGUAGGGUAAAAGAAAAUUUUGAGGACAUUCAAGAGAUUGCUCCAUUGAAGGCUUGGAACAGCCUUUGGAUGCCGUUGUAUGAGAGUCAGGUUUGUAACCGGGAGAUGUUAAUUUAAUUGAAGAGUUAAAUUGGUUUUGGUCUAA